Mycotypha africana is the source of this 1270-nucleotide messenger RNA. RefSeq names its product kinase-like domain-containing protein. Gene Ontology annotation, molecular function: protein kinase activity; ATP binding. Bases 181 to 1083 code for a protein of 300 amino acids. Lineage: Eukaryota; Fungi; Mucoromycota; Mucoromycetes; Mucorales; Mycotyphaceae. The record is from RefSeq and is a predicted model, not a curated record. Gene Ontology annotation, biological process: protein phosphorylation. The transcript has 12 exons.
UUUUUUCCAAAAACUGUAAAUUACUUUUUCUUUCUUUACGGGCAUAAGUUCGAACCAACAAAAAAAGUUUCGAAUCCCUUCUUUGUUUCUUUUCUUUUCUGUCAAUUCAUUAUAGUCUUUCCACUUUUCAUCUUUAUAAACAUUACAAAAAAGCAACUCCAACAAUCAGGCUAGAAUAAAAUGAACACAGCAUCAAAUCAUUCAGCAGAUCCUGAAUUAUUCUACAUCAAGCAAGAACGUAUUGGCAAAGGUUCUUUUGGUGAAGUCUUUAAAGGGCUUGAUCGACGUACGAAUAAACCCGUAGCCAUCAAAAUCAUCGACCUCGAAAGUGCAGAAGAUGAAAUUGAUGAUAUUCAACAAGAAAUAGCCAUCUUAUCACAGCUGGAUUCGCCUUAUGUGACAAAAUAUCAUGGAUCUUAUCUUAAGGGAACAGGAUUAUGGAUUAUAAUGGAAUAUUGUGCAGGUGGAUCUUGUAGCGAUCUGAUGAAGAUGGGAACUAUUCGAGAGGAGUAUAUCGCCAUUAUUUUAAAAGAAUUAUUGAAGGGAUUAGACUAUCUUCACAAUGAAGGAAAAUUACACAGAGAUAUAAAAGCUGCCAAUAUACUAUUGAGUUCUAAUGGUGAAGUCAAGUUGGCUGAUUUUGGUGUAUCUGGACAGAUUACUGCAACCUUAACGAAGAAAAAUACAUUUGUUGGUACUCCCUUUUGGAUGGCACCAGAAGUCAUUAAACAAUCUGGAUAUGAUUUCAAAGCGGAUAUUUGGUCGUUAGGCAUUACAGCGAUAGAAUUAGCCAACGGUGAGCCGCCGUAUGCUAAAAUGCAUCCUAUGAAAGUGCUAUUCCAUAUACCCAAGAAUGAUCCUCCUUCCUUGGGUCCUCCUCAUAGUAAGGCUUUCCGAGACUUUGUCAGUUUAUGUUUACAAACCAAUCCUGCCGACAGGCCUUCAGCUAAAGAAUUAUCAAAGCACAAAUUUAUCAAAAGCAGCAAAAAAGUCGCUUAUUUGACGGAAUUGAUUGAGGGACACGAGCGAUGGAUGAGCACGCAUGGACGAGAUGCUGAAUCAUCAGACGACGAAGAAAGAUGAUGACGAUGGUUGGGAUUUUGGAACGGUGAGACAAGCACCACCGACAAUCUCAUCGCAAAAAACAGUGGCAGCUAUACAGCAACAACAACAAUCACGACCCAUAUCCCAAAUGCAUACCUCACCUAGCCAAUAUUCAAUCAAUAGCUAUGCCAAUGGAAGCAACAAUGACAGAUAUCAACGGCCGUUA